AUGUUAAUCGUGAAUUAUAUGAUUGUAAAUCAUGCCCGUCCUCUCAAGAGUGCGAGAAUGAUCUCAACACUCGUUGGCCGCUCCAGUCAGGUAUAUAAGCCGGUUCGUAUCAUCUACAAACACCCAAACAAAGAUCCGGAGUUCAACAUCCAUCUAGCCUCUGGCCUAUUACCCGAUCGAUGUUUAAGCAUUCAUAAGAGCUCAAAAAGUAUUCGUCAAAUACGACAUCAUGUAGAUGAAGACAAGGAGAACCGAGUACUUGUCUACAAUUAUGCCACAACCAACGUGCUUGAAAUGACAAACGACUGUCCUCCUCUUCCUUUGCAAGCAAGAAAGAUGAUCCUCAAAGAGGUUGGCCUGGCAUUGAAAGAUAUGCACGCGAGAAACUGGAUACACCUUGGUAAUGUGAAGCCCGACAACGUUUUCAUCGACUGGUUUGUUGAUAUGGAAAGUAAAUUCUGCCUUGAAAAGAUGCAACUGGGCGAUUUAGAUUGUGCUUUGCAACUCAUAGGCACGCAUCUUCUAAACCAUAAGAUAGGAAACGUGAUGUGGCAAAGUCCAGAAGGACAACUGGGGAGGGGUAUGGGAAGCAUUCGGAGGUGUUCUCUUUCGGACUUUUGGCAAGUCAAAUUCAAUCCUUACAGAGUCCCAGUUUCUAGUAAUAUGUGUCUUUUCGUGCUCACAGGGGUUGCAUUCUUUCACCCCGAUUUUGAGAGUCUACCUGUAGAAUCGGAGCGGGUAAUCUUGCACAAGUCACUGUCGAACUUUGGGCCGCUUCCGGAUGUGCUUGUAAAGCAUGUGGAUGAUGAGAAAGCAGGCGAGCUCUUGAAGGAUCUUUGGAAAAUGAUUGAACAGGAUGAGGAGCGAGCUGAAGGGGCGGAAAUGGUUGAUAUCAUGACGGAUCCUUAUUGUGAUGGGGUUGGUUCUAAGGGUAUUUUUGGUACUGAAGAACGUUUUGUAGAUGAUGUCAAUUAG
Messenger RNA from Botrytis fragariae, 975 nucleotides. RefSeq lists its product as uncharacterized. The transcript is spliced from 6 exons. The record is from RefSeq and is a predicted model, not a curated record. Gene Ontology annotation, biological process: protein phosphorylation. Gene Ontology annotation, molecular function: protein kinase activity; ATP binding. Lineage: Eukaryota; Fungi; Ascomycota; Leotiomycetes; Helotiales; Sclerotiniaceae. The coding region runs from base 1 to 975 and encodes 324 amino acids.